This is a messenger RNA of Pyrus x bretschneideri (Chinese white pear), 1708 nucleotides long. RefSeq lists its product as uncharacterized. The coding region runs from base 227 to 1594 and encodes 455 amino acids. NCBI's taxonomy places the organism in Eukaryota, Viridiplantae, Streptophyta, Magnoliopsida, Rosales, Rosaceae. Gene Ontology annotation, molecular function: RNA binding. The transcript has 4 exons. The record is from RefSeq and is a predicted model, not a curated record.
AUAAAUACGACGGCGUUUUGGUGCAUACGCUGCUGGUUCUCGUCGUCCCAAUUGGGGUUAAUGGCAACACGCCAGAAAACACUUUGGAAGAAAUUCAGUUGAACUCUACCACGACCGAGCUCCCAAACGUUGGAUUUUGAGACUUUGGAAUUCCAGAUGGCCUAACUCGCCUUCUUUCGGAUCCUCCAAACAGAGGAUUGCUAUUUCCUACCGCAGCUCAGCCCCAAUGCAGAAACUGGCACGGCCGAGCGUUUUCCGGUCACUGCGCCUUCUCAAAUCCCACAACCACCCCAAAAUAUACCGACCCAGUAGCUUGGGUGAUGUUGUAUACAAGGUGUUCGAUGAAAAGCCUGUGUGGGACGUGGUGGGCAUUGCAAGGUUUCCGUCGGAGUGCCAAAAAGGGGUUCAUUCGUCUCCGUGUGUUAACACAGAGCACAAGGCUGUAGAGCCGUUGGAAAAUUCAAAAGACGGCGCGGGUGCUGAGGCCACUGGUGAUGGUAAAGUGAAGAGGAAAAAGCUCAAGGGCAAAAGGGCCGUGAUUAGGUGGCUCAAGUUCUUCAGGUAUAAGAAGAAGAAAGACUAUGAGAGAAUGACUGCUGAGGAGAAAAUUCUCCACAAGUUAAGAAAGGCUCAAAGGAAAGAGGAAAGGCUUGUUGAAGCUCUCAAAAAGAUUGAGCCCUCGGAGCCAUCGGAGACUAACCAUGAUCCAGAAAUAUUGACACCGGAGGAACACUUCUACUUUCUGAAGAUGGGUCUCAAGUGCAAGAACUAUGUGCCCGUUGGUAGACGGGGGAUAUACCAGGGUGUGAUUCUGAACAUGCACUUGCAUUGGAAGAAACAUCAAACUCUGCAGGUGGUGGUGAAAACAUUCUCACCUGAAGAGGUUAAGGAGAUUGCUUCUGAGCUGGCUAGAUUAACUGGAGGGAUUGUGCUCGGCAUUCAUGAAGAAUACACAAUAAUUAUGUAUAGAGGGAAGAACUAUUCUCAGCCUCCAACAGAAAUCAUGUCACCCAGGGUCACUCUCUCCAGGAAGAAGGCUUUGGAUAAAUCGAAGUAUAAGGAUGGUCUUCGAGCCGUAAGGAAAUAUAUUCCAAAACUCGAACAAGAUCUUGAGUUGCUUCGAGCACAGGCCAAAAGGAAAGUAGACAUCAAUACAGAUUACAUUGAAGAAACGCAAGAAACUGGUACUGAAUCUACUGAUAGUGUACACUCUGGGAGCUCCUCAAAGUUGAAGCUGGAGGCUUCAAAUAAGGUAAAAGAAAUGAUGGAUAGGAGCAAGGAACGCUCUGAGGAUGACCCUUCAACAGAUGCGGAUAUAGCUUCAGACUCUGAAGAUUUAUCUGAUAUUUUUGAUACCGACUCUGAGAAGGAGACCGAGAAGAAGGCAGAGCGACCUCUGUAUUUGGAAGAGUUUGAAAAGUUUCCAGUUGAAAGUGAUGGCGAACCUGAAGAUUUUGAGGAUCACCUGCGUCAAAUAUCUAGGGACGCAAAGAAGGAUAAAUCCUUGGACGAAGAUGCUGGCUUGCCAAAUUUUGAUGAAGUUGAUCGAGUAUUUCUGCGUGCUGCUUCACUUUUAAAGAAAAAAAGAAGAUGAGACACUUGUAAAUUGCUUAUGAUCACAAUUCGAUGGUUAGAUUCUUGCACUUUUUUUAGUCUCCUGUUAAUUAGAUACUUGUUAUUUCUAGUUAAAGGUAAUAUUUGGUUUCAA